Messenger RNA from Vicia faba (fava bean), 360 nucleotides. The record is from the annotation of a GenBank genome assembly. Lineage: Eukaryota; Viridiplantae; Streptophyta; Magnoliopsida; Fabales; Fabaceae.
AUGAUUGCUAACGAGGUGGUGGAUCUUGCGAAAAAGAAGGGGAAAUAUUGUGUUCUUUUUAAAGUUGAUUUCGAAAAAGCUUAUGACAAAGUCAAUUGGAAUUUCUUAAGAUCUCUCUUAAAAAAGACGGGCUUUGGGGAAGGGUGGAGAAAAUGGAUGGAGUUUUUGUUUUUCUCUAGCAAGAUGUCGGUUCUUGUGAACGGUAGCCCGACUAAAAAGUUUGUGGUUGAAAGGGGGUUGAGACAAGGAGACCCAUUAUCUCCUUUUCUCUUCGUGUUAGUUACUCAAGCUUUGUCCAUGUUGGUUAGUAGGGCGGUGGACAUCGGUUUGUACAAAGGUUUUGAUGUGAAGGGAAAGUGA